AUGAUGUCGACUGCACAUGGCGCUAUUAUCCCAGAGCAGGACACCCGACAACUAGUACAGAUCAAUGAAAUCGUGUUGAAACUUGCACUACCCUUUCUUUCCAUUCGUGAUUUGUUGGCAGUCUCCGUGGUCAACCAUCAUUUCUUGCAUCAUGUCAAAAGUCGCAACGAUGUUUGGUCCUGUUUCCAUCAAGAAUUUGACAGCCGCCAUUCAUUCCUAGAAUCAUCGUGUUCCUGCCGUGGAGGUAAAUUGAGUCGAAUCGAUCGCCUCAUGAUGAGAAUUCCACCAAGGAUCCAUGGUGACAAGGUCUCGGUUGACCAAGAUAAGUUUCGGCCGCAUCCGUUGGACAGCGCAGCAAGGGAAUAUGAUGAUGAUGAUGACAGGAGUUCAUUGAUCUAUUGCAUGGAGUUUGGCAAUUGUCCCCAUUGGAAUAUUGAUCGUGAAUCUGGGGAGCUCUUGGAUGGCUUUUUCAGGAUGGAAGGAACCACCAUUCGGGAACUUGUGCCUUUGCCCAGAGAAUUUCCCGUAUACUGCGAAGAUUGCAGGACAUGGCUGCAUUCGACGGAACAACUCAUUGAGCAUUGCAAAUCAGACUCCCAUUUGUUUGCAAAGGAGCCCCGCCUUAUCGAUCCUCGAAGUAAGCAAGGUUUUCAGGAACUGAGUGCUUUUGAAAAGACCAAGGCACUGACCAUUUAUCUAUUGGCAGUAUCUGCGGUAUUCCGGGAAAUUACCAUGAGUCCCGGCAGCCAGGAAGCAAUGGACUGGUUCACAAGCCUUGUUCAUUGUAUAAUGCAAAUGAUCUUAAGACAGACAGUUGGUCUGGAAGAUCAUCAUCCUGAUGCAAUUUCGGAUAGUUGGACCAGAGAUGUGAUUUCAGAACUCUGCAUUGAUUACAUAACAGAUGCAUUCCUGUCCGGUGCCACGUGCGCUCACCUGGUUGUCACCUAUAACGGGUGGAAACCGGCAGCAGGAGAAUGUCUUCUUCACGGCUUGGGCAUUUAUCUCUGCACACAGGCUUCCGACCACCUCCUUGCAGAACUUUUGACUGACGAAUUCGAACCAGCGUACAUUCGCGGUCUUUGCAUCUCGGCUUUGGAAAUGGCCAAUGACAUCCGUUUAGGAUUAGUAGCACAAGAGUGA
Molecule: messenger RNA, 1140 nt
Organism: Cylindrotheca closterium
Lineage: Eukaryota; Bacillariophyta; Bacillariophyceae; Bacillariales; Bacillariaceae
Source: the annotation of a GenBank genome assembly